AUGGCCGGCCCCCCCGUCCCCUUCUCCGCUCUUCCACUCAACAAGUCCAACGCGGCGACGCGGCUCAACGCGUGGGGCGCGCACGGCGCAACGGACGAGCUGGGAUUCCUGAACCGACAGACGCCGGAGACGGUGGCGGCGGCGGCGGCGUCGGAGAUCAAGACGGGCGUGCGGGUCCCGCUGGACGCGCCGCUAGACUUCCAGGGCCAGAAGCCGCUGUUCGGGCGCCAGGUGUUCGUCAAGGACGUGUACCAGAAGAAGCCGCGCAUCGUGCAUGACGACACCUGGUCGUUCAACACCCAGAGCUCGACCCAGUGGGAUGGCCUGCGCCACUUCGGGUACCAGAAGGCCGGGUUGUUCUACAACGACACCACGGUCGAGGACAUCGCGGGCGUGUCCCCGAAGGGAGCCCAAAAUCCCAACAUCCUCGGCAUCCACAAGGCGGUGGAGCGCGGCGGCGUCAUGGGCCGCGGCAUCCUGGUGGAUUUCCGGCGGUGGAUGGACGAAGGGCCCGGGAAGGACGUGGUGGGCGGCGCCUUCAAGCAGUUCGAGACGUCGGCCAUCAAGUUCGAGUGGAUCCUCGAGGUGCUCAAGUGGCAGAACAACACGACCCCGCGCUUCGGUGACAUCCUGAUCGUGCGCUCGGGCUUCUUCCAGUCGUACUACUCGAUGGUGUCGACGCCCGCGGGCGAGGCCGAGAUCCAGCGGCUGACGUCCAUGAGCCCGCCCGGGCUGGGGGGCGUCGAGCAGUCGGAUGAGGUGCUGCGCUGGAUCUGGGAGCACUUCUCGGCCGUGGCCAGCGACCACCCCAGCUUCGAGCGCUGGCCCACGCCCUUCGACUGGAGCAUGCACGAGGUCCUCCUGGCCGGCUGGGGCUGCAACAUCGGCGAGCUGCUCGACCUCGAAGCCCUCAGCAAGGAGUGCGCGCGCCAGGGCCGCUGGAGCUUCUUCGUCGCGUCCGUGCCGUGCUACGUCCCCGGCGGCGUGGCCAGUCCGGUCAACGGCGUGGCUAUUUUUUGA
Messenger RNA from Fonsecaea erecta, 1020 nucleotides. RefSeq lists its product as hypothetical. The transcript has a single exon. The record is from RefSeq and is a predicted model, not a curated record. Lineage: Eukaryota; Fungi; Ascomycota; Eurotiomycetes; Chaetothyriales; Herpotrichiellaceae. The coding region runs from base 1 to 1020 and encodes 339 amino acids. Gene Ontology annotation, molecular function: arylformamidase activity.